AUGGAUCGCCAGAAGAACGAUUAUCAUGCGGCGGAGAUUAUACGGCGCCUGAAAGGAAAAGAUAUAACUGUUGAUGGCUGCUGUACAUUCUCAAAGGACAAUGCUCUUAUCGCAUCCAUCAUCUGUAAGAUCCUCGGUUUCAAUGGAUCGGGCGUGAAAGGAACUCAGGCAUCCAAAGUAGCAACUCAGAAAACACUCUUCUUGCAAAAUCAACAUGUUGAAAACUAUCCCAGUUUUAGUUCUUAUGCUUCAAAGAGCAUUCGUAUACGAUCGGUCGACGAUAUUUCCUACGCCAUAGACCAAGUGAGGUUACCUGGCAUUCUGCAAUUUGAAUACGGCUCCGGUCAGGUGGGAGUACACCGUUGUAAUUCUACAGAGGAAUGCAUUAAAGUUUUCAGGUCCUUUAGGUCGUUUGAUGAAAAUUCAACUGAAAAUGACCUAACAUAUGAAAACAAAAUGAUAUUGAUGCCCUAUCUCGAUGGCACAAAACAUGAUAUUGAUGUAGUUAUGUAUAAACAACGGUUGGUAAUGGCAAUCGUGAGAGAUAAUGGUCCAGCGAUGUCUAACUCAUUCAUAGAGACUUCUUCUUGCUGGCCAUCAUUUCUUUCUGUUGAAGAACAGCGCCAGCUUAUUGCUGCUGCUUAUUUAUGUUGCGUUGGGGUUGGUCUGGAAAAUGGUGUCUUCAAUGUGAAAAUGAAAAAGACCUCCACCGGUCCAAAACUGAUAGAUCUCAACGCAAGAAUGGAUGACUACUAUAUUCGGAACUGGCUUCUCGAUUAUUGUGGGAUCGAUUUGGCUUUCUAUGUGUGUAUGAUAGCUUGUGGAAUGAGACCCAUACCUCCACCGAGUAUAGAUCCUGAGUGCCAAGUGAUGGGAAUCAUGUGCUUUCCAUCCCUGCAUGCAGAUAUAUUCAACGAGAAAAACAAAGGGACACUAAAGAGAUAUGAAGACAACGGUGACAUUAACUGCGUGAUCAUCGAACCACCACAGCAUUUAGAUAUAUCUGAGGAUAUCGAGUUACCUCUGUGUAAUGUCGCUGUUACUGGAAGUUCUUUAGAGGAAGCAAAAGAAAAACUUCUUUGUAUUUGCAAAACUUUAGAUAUCACCAAACAAGAGUAUGACGUAGAACACUUCUUGUCCAUGUUUAAAUUUUGA
Saccostrea echinata is the source of this 1155-nucleotide messenger RNA. RefSeq names its product carnosine synthase 1-like. NCBI's taxonomy places the organism in Eukaryota, Metazoa, Mollusca, Bivalvia, Ostreida, Ostreidae. Gene Ontology annotation, biological process: carnosine biosynthetic process. The transcript has a single exon. Gene Ontology annotation, molecular function: ATP binding; carnosine synthase activity; ATP hydrolysis activity. The record is from RefSeq and is a predicted model, not a curated record. Bases 1 to 1155 code for a protein of 384 amino acids.